This is a messenger RNA of Lepisosteus oculatus (spotted gar), 3025 nucleotides long. It is a transcript of the gene snx5, whose product is annotated as sorting nexin 5. Gene Ontology annotation, molecular function: phosphatidylinositol binding; dynactin binding. Gene Ontology annotation, cellular component: endosome. NCBI's taxonomy places the organism in Eukaryota, Metazoa, Chordata, Actinopteri, Semionotiformes, Lepisosteidae. Gene Ontology annotation, biological process: retrograde transport, endosome to Golgi; pinocytosis. The record is from RefSeq and is a predicted model, not a curated record.
GGGCUUGAGCAGGGUUAGUGGAAGUGGUGGAGUGACAGGGACGGUACGGCGAAACGGCGGAGGGAGGUAUCUGGGCAGCUGUGAGUUGAUGUACCAACUUACUGUCACUGUGCGAAAAGCUUUUGAGUUCUGAGAUAGUUGCUAUUUCGACGUCGUUUCGCAUAAGAUGGCAUCAGUUCCCGAGGAAAUGGAAAACGAAAAGGUGCGCUCGGUGUCCGUGGAUCUGAACAACGACUCCUCCCUCAUGAUCGACAUUCCCGACGCCCUGUGUGAGCGAGACAAGGUCAAGUUCACAGUGCACACCAAGACCACGCUGGGCACCUUCCAGAAGCCGGAGUCCUCAGUGCCCAGGCAGCACGAGGACUUCAUCUGGCUGCAUGACACCCUGGUGGAGACGGAGGAGUACGCCGGCCUUAUUAUCCCCCCAGCACCCCCGAAGCCCGACUUCGAGAGCCCCCGGGAGAAGAUGCACAAGCUGGGGGAAGGGGAGGCCUCCAUGACGAAGGAGGAGUACGCCAAGAUGAAGCAGGAGCUGGAGGCGGAGUACCUGGCAGUGUUUAAGAAGACAGUGCAAGUCCAUGAAGUGUUCCUGCAGAGACUCUCCUCUCAUCCCGUGUUCAGCAAAGAUCGCAACUUCCAGAUAUUCCUGGAAUACGAGCAGGAUCUCAGCGUCCGGAGAAAGAACGCCAAGGAGAUGUUUGGGGGUUUCCUGAAGAACAUGGUGAAGACUGCGGACGAAGUUAUCAUCUCUGGGAUAAGGGAGGUGGAUGACUUUUUCGACCAGGAAAAGACUUUCCUCCUCGACUAUUUCAGCAAGAUCAAAGACUCCACUGCCAAAGCUGAGAGAAUGACCCAGUCCCACAAAAAUGUGGCUGAUGAUUACAUCCUUAUCUCGACCAGCCUGAACAGCCUGUCUGCAGGUGAAAACACAGUGCUGAAGGGGCACCUGGUAAAACUAGCAGAGCUGUUUGAGAAGCUGAAGAAAGUGGAAGCGCGAGUGGCUUCGGACCAGGAGCUGAAGCUGACCGAGCUGCUGAGAUACUACAUGAGAGACAUACAGGCAGCCAAGGACCUGCUGUACCGGCGCGCGCGGGCGCUGGCCAACUACGAAAACUCCAACAAGGCCCUGGAUAAGGCCCGCCUGAAGAGCAAGGAUGUGAAGCAAGCGGAGGAACAGCAGCAGCUGUGCUGUCGGAAAUUCGAAAUGCUCUCUGAGUCAGCGAAGAAAGAACUAACAACCUUUAAGGCACGCAGAGUGGUGGCUUUUCGCAAGAAUCUCAUAGAAAUGGCCGAGUUAGAAAUCAAACAUGCCAAAAGCAACAUGUCUCUCCUACAAAACUGCAUUGAGCUGCUGAAGACCAACUGAGGGCGCAGGCUGGUGCAGUUUAGGGCUGAGCAGGAGCUUUGGGGGCCGUGGUCAGUCUCCACAGCACCUGCACAGCUGCCUCUGUGUUUACAUGACCAGCCUUCCCUGUCCUGAACCUCCCAGCCUCUUCUCCCUUUCUGUCUUGUCCAGCGGGCAGCUUCGUUUGUGUGUCUCCCAUGUGCUGGGGGGUUGUGAAGAAAUUCUGUGCCAGUUUUGCAAAAGGCUUCCAGGUGGCAGACCUGCUAAAUCAAGCUCAAUAGUAUUAAAGAAUUCAGAACGGAUGCAAAGGAAACAUUUCAUCUUUCAGCCAUCUGAAUGUCUUCAGGUCGUAUUUGUAAGCUAGAGGGCUGCUAACUGGAGGAGCUUGGUGAAACUGUCCUCUGUCUCUUAUUGUCCCCGCAGUCCUUUUCAAAACACGUGAAACAAAGCCAUGCUUACACCUUCCUCUCGCGCUGCUGUUUGACUGGUAACUGUGGGAAUCCAGUCGAUGUGUGUUUUCCCCCAGGGGCUCUGCCACGCGACCGCGGCCCCAGCAGCCUGUAAGGCAUCCUGCUGAGCACAGUCGCAACAGCAUGGCGACGUUGAGCUGCAGGGAAAAACAAUGUGCUGAUUUUUCAGGAGCCUACAAGAGUUUGGCACUUGGCGGCUCAGGAAUCCAGCCCUCCACUCCUCAGGAGGCUAGGAGCUGGGAGGACUGCAGUCUCUGGUGCGGUGACGGGGAAAGGGCAUCCUGGCAGCAUGAGAAAGUCCUGCCAGGAGUUAGAAAACCGCUCUUCAGUGUUGGCGUCCACAUAAAUUUUAAAAACCUCUGUUCUGCACGCAAACAGGGUCCUGUAGUCCACAGUUCCUCAGCCAGCUGGGAAACAGCGCCCCUCUGUGGCGUGGCCACACUCCUGCCAGCACCGUUGUUCUAAGAGCUGUAUCUGUCCGCCGUUAGAAGCGCGGCGUGGGGACCCCACGUUGGACCGUGACGGCGUCGUCAUCCGAGCUCAGGAGCAACAGUCGAUUCCGAAACUGGGGGGUCGAAAAGGGAAAGCAAUUGGCCGUCCCGUAUUGUUUUCGUACAGAACGGCGCGUGUUGUAACGCGAGGACCGCGAAGGAAUGUACCAUCCCACAUCACCCGCGAUGCAGACAGACGGGUUUGGAAGUCCUAUGUGCCUACACCCUCCUGUACUGUAACUGCUCUAAGGCGUUUUGAGACUUUCUCCCCUCGGUUCCGCCUCGGACAGGCGCAUGUGCCCUCACCCAGCUCCUCGUGUCCGGUCAUCUCUAUGCACAGCGUACGGGGCCGUGUCUGGGAUAGAUAUGCAUUAAUUUGUUUUGUAGUUUUACAAUUGCGUGGUGUUGAAUUCUUCAGAUAGUACCAAGCUUAUUUACCUGUGGAAGCGACACUUUGUAAGGGACCAAAAUGUUUAAUCUUGUCACACUAAUAAAAACGAAGCAAUAAUAAAAAAAAUGUAUUACAGAAACUGUCAUAGAAUGUCAGUAUCUCAUCGGAGGGCAAGUGAAAAUUAUGUUUUUUAUAACUGUUUCUAAUAGAGAAAAAACUUUCAGACUCUUUAGAUGUGAUUUCUCCCACAGAAUGGCUGGAGUUGUUCGUUUUAUGAAGAAACUUGUUAUACUGAAAACACUUAAAUAAAGGACUCUAGCCAUUCUGA